GCUGUAAGGUCAGUAAUCGUGCACCGGUCCCUGAGAUGAUGAAACAGGACUUGGCUGCGAAUGACUGGAGCAAAGACGCUGCCAUUCCCCAAAACCCACUCAACCCCCUGAACACAUCUCCACCAUGCCACCCGUCCACCACUUCGUCUCCUUCAAAUACAAACCCACCCUCGCCUCUCCAGAAAUAUCAGCCUCUGUCCGGCACUUCACGUCGCUGAACACCUCCGUCACUCGCCCGGACGGCACGCCGCUGAUCAGAAGCUUCAUCCGCGGCGAGAACUCCAGUCCCGAGGGCUUACACCAAGGCCACACCCAUGGAUUCCUCCUAGUGUUCGCGUCCACCGACGACCGGGACACGUACCUCGCGCAUCCGGCACACGUCAAGUUUGCCACAGAAGUGAAGGGGAUGGUUGACGGCGUAUAUGUUUUUGAUAUCAAUCAGGAAGAGGCGUUUGUGGAUGGGGCGGUGGUGAAGGCGUAGUUUGGUGCGUUUGGUGGGGGUCUGAGACUGAUGCGAUGCUUGUGUACAUAUAUCCCGACGCGGGCGGGCUGCUCUUGCGGGCAUUUUUCGAGGGGAGGAACGAUAGUCUUUGAAAAGGCUGUGCGUGUUUUUGGAAUUCACCGUAACUUGUGACCCAGCCGAUGCGACGGGCGAUGAGGGCAUUCGUUUCAGUUGAGCUCCUUUUUCGUGAAGGCGUAGCGAACAUGAGCGCGUGAACUCGAGGUGCGAGAACGCGUAAGCCCACGGCCCCGGCCAGGGCACGAUGGAUUAUGUAGGAUAGCGGAAUGGAUCGGGAAACGAGACUCAACUGGCGCAUUCCAUGUUUCCACCAUGUUUUGUGUGAUGUGAAUUUGAAGAAGAAUCAUGGCAGACUUUGAAAAGGCAAC
Molecule: messenger RNA, 888 nt
Organism: Fimicolochytrium jonesii
Lineage: Eukaryota; Fungi; Chytridiomycota; Chytridiomycetes; Spizellomycetales; Powellomycetaceae
Exons: 2
Coding region: 125-481 (118 amino acids)
Source: RefSeq, a predicted model, not a curated record